ACGUCGGUCUGACUUUACCAGGCGAGCUGCAGACUGUCGGUCGAUCUGACCUGACGGCGGAUCUGACGGGAGGCAUAUGGCGUUUUUACUUGGUUUAGCCCCGGGCUACCUAAGGAGGCACCCUGGAAGAACCCAGAGAACCGCGGAUAUCUACGCGGCAUGGAUGCUUUGUGACCAGCGGCAGGUGUGAAGAGAUGCCGGGGGAGCCACCUUCGGGACCUGGCCAGGUGGUGCUAGUCAAGAAGAUCAUCAUGAAGGACGGAGAUGCGGGUAUUGGCAGGCCCAGUGUGUAUCAUGCGGUGGUGGUGAUUUUCCUGGAGUUUUUCGCCUGGGGAUUACUUACAACGCCCAUGCUCACUGUUUUACAUGAAACAUUUCCCCAGCACACAUUCCUGAUGAACGGCCUAAUUCAGGGCGUGAAGGGUCUGCUGUCAUUUAUGUCUGCUCCUCUGAUUGGUGCCUUGUCGGACGUGUGGGGCAGACGGACCUUCCUGUUGGUCACCGUCUUCUUCACCUGCGCUCCGAUCCCUCUGAUGAGGCUCAGCCCAUGGUGGUACUUCGCCAUGAUCUCCAUGUCUGGAGCUUUCUCUGUCACCUUCUCAGUCAUCUUCGCCUACGUUGCUGAUGUGACGGAUGAAAGAGAGAGGAGUACAGCCUACGGUCUGGUAUCGGCUACUUUCGCAGCCAGCCUGGUAACAAGUCCAGCCAUUGGAGCAUAUCUGUCAGCCUGGUACGGAGACAACCUGGUGGUGCUGGUGGCCACACUGAUUGCUCUGGUUGACAUCUGCUUCAUCCUAUUGGCUGUGCCCGAGUCUCUGCCGGACAAGAUGAGGCUCAACACCUGGGGGGCGCCCAUAUCCUGGGAGCAGGCUGACCCCUUCACUUCUCUGCGGAAGGUGGGUCAGGACCCAGCAGUCUUACUGAUCUGCAUCACUGUGUUCCUGUCUUACCUGCCGGAGGCCGGACAGUACUCCAGCUUUUUCCUCUACCUGAGACAGGUGAUAAAUUUCUCCUCCACAACCAUCGCUGUUUUUAUUGGAGUGGUGGGCAUUUUGUCCAUCAUAGCACAGACUCUCUUGCUCACACUGCUGAUGAGGACUCUGGGUAAUAAGAACACUGUCCUGUUGGGUUUGGGCUUCCAGAUCCUUCAACUGGCCUGGUACGGCUUCGGAUCAGAGCCAUGGAUGAUGUGGGCAGCUGGUGCUGUAGCAGCGAUGUCCUCCAUUACCUUCCCAGCUGUCUCUGCUCUGGUGUCACAGUCUGCUGAUCCUGAUAAACAAGGUGUGGUCCAGGGGAUGAUCACAGGAAUCAGAGGUCUGUGUAAUGGUCUGGGUCCAGCUUUGUACGGAUUCAUCUUCUUCCUCUUCAACGUCGAGCUCAACACCCUGGACCCCAUCCAGGGAGAAUUCAACAUCGACCCCCUGCCUCUGCAAAGUCCCACUGAGCGCGGCCUCAUCCCUGGCCCACCCUUCCUGUUGGGGGCAUGUAGCGUGGUCGUCGCCUUCCUCGUCGCUCUCUUUAUCCCUGAGAAACCUUCCUGCUCCUCCUCUCCCUCCCAGCUGUCCCUCAGCAACAACAAGCCCCAUCUGGAUAGCAAGGAGACAAUGUCCUCGCUGGCUGGUGUCCACAUCAACACACCCCUCCCGGGCAGCGACGAGGAGACCCCUCCCGCUGCCAGCAACGAGGACUUUGAGCCACUGCUGCAGGACAGUAUCGUUUGAUGGAUAGGUGGACCGACCACAGAGGGUGGGGCUUACAUAAUGGUUUGAUUGAUUGGCAUUUUGUAACAAAGAUGAAGACCAUUUCUUUGCUGCAGGGCAGAACUAAGUGUAUUUCUUUUUUGUCAGAAGAUUGCGAUUGACAGCAACAAGUUCAAAUAGCAUUGUUUCCUUGUCAGUAGGUGGUUCUGACAUGUUACUUCAGCUACCAGGAGCGGAGGCAGUAACAUAUUGUGAGUUACAAAUAUGAAUGUUUCUUUCACAAGGAUGCAGGAGCAAAGACCUGGAAUAAGAUGUCAUCGUGAUUUGACAGAAGAGACCAAGAUGAUUAUUUGACUGCCAGAAUGACGGUGGGGCCAACAGGGACAACACAGUUUAAAGGGAAACCAUCGUUUGAUUGACAAGAGGAGGGACUAACUGUGUUUUUUUAUGGAAUGGGUGUGUCCAGGUUUGGGAUACGUCCACAUAAAAAUCACCUGAAGGGAAAGGGUGAAGGGUAUUUUUGAAGUUUUUAAUGGAAGGAUUAUAGUUUAUCUUUAAGCUUGAAAUUUUUGAUUGAUUUUGUGAUAAAC
This is a messenger RNA of Sander lucioperca (pikeperch), 2290 nucleotides long. Its product is annotated as hippocampus abundant transcript 1 protein-like. NCBI's taxonomy places the organism in Eukaryota, Metazoa, Chordata, Actinopteri, Perciformes, Percidae. The transcript is spliced from 13 exons. Gene Ontology annotation, molecular function: transmembrane transporter activity. The record is from RefSeq and is a predicted model, not a curated record. The coding region runs from base 195 to 1721 and encodes 508 amino acids. Gene Ontology annotation, biological process: transmembrane transport. Gene Ontology annotation, cellular component: membrane.